Molecule: messenger RNA, 2228 nt
Organism: Triticum dicoccoides
Lineage: Eukaryota; Viridiplantae; Streptophyta; Magnoliopsida; Poales; Poaceae
Product: BTB/POZ domain-containing protein At1g67900-like
Exons: 4
Coding region: 135-2018 (627 amino acids)
Source: RefSeq, a predicted model, not a curated record
AGAGCCACCUCCAAGCCACGGCUCACACAAAGUUAGCACCCAUCCUCACUCGCCUGCUGGUGGUUAUAACCAACCAACCAACCUCCUCCGCUCACUCAAACCUCCUUCCUCUGUUUAGUUACUACUCGGCCACCAUGAAGUUUAUGAAACUUGGCACCAGGCCCGACACCUUCUUCUCCUCCUCCGACUCCGAGAGGUCCGUGUACACGGAGGUGGCCACUGACCUGCAGAUCCUGGUGGGCAAAUGCCUCUAUCAUCUCCACAAGUUUCCUCUGCUCUCCAAAUGCCUGCUUCUGCAAGCGCUCUGUGCCGAGUCCGGCUGCGGCGGCGACGGCGACGUCAUCGAGCUCGCGGGCUUCCCGGGCGGCGCCGAGGCGUUCGAGGUCUGCGCCAAGUUCUGCUACGGCAUCACAAUCACCGUCAGCGCACGCAAACUCGUCCCGCUCCGCUGCGCGGCCGCUCACCUCGGCAUGUCCGAGGCCGCCGACCGCGGGAACCUCGUGGCCAAGCUCGACUCCUUCCUCGCCUCUUGCCUCCUCCGCCGCUGGAAGGACGCGCUCGCCGUGCUCCACUCCACGCGCCACAACGUGCCGCUGUGCGAGGAGCUCGGCCUCACCUCCCGCUGCGUGGACGCCGUCGCCGACCUCAUCGCCAACCCUGCCGUCGCCGUUGUCCCCGCCAAAUCCACGUCCGCGUCCCCCUGGUGGGCGCACGACGUCGCGGAGCUCGGCGUUGAUAUGUUCUGGCGUAUCAUGGUGGCCGUGAAAUCGACCGGCGCCGUCAACGAGAAGACCAUCGGCGACGCGCUCAAGACGUACGCGCGCCGGUGGCUGCCCAACGUUGCCAAGGACGGGCUCGCCGCGGAGCAGCCGUUCGACCACGCCGUCGGCGCCAGCGUGAAGCAGAUCACCACGAGGCACCGCCUCCUCCUGGAGAAGAUCGUGAGCCUUCUCCCGGUGGACAAGGACGCCGUCUCCUGCGCCUUUCUCCUCAAGCUCCUCAAGGCGGCCAACAUCCUGAGCGCGUCCCCCGCGUCCAAGGCAGAGCUGGUGAGGAGGGUGGCAUGGCAGCUCGAGGAGGCCAGCGUGAGCGACCUGCUCAUCCCGUCAGUGUCCUGCAUGAGCGACAUGCUGUACGACGUGGACGCCGUGGCGGCCAUCCUCCACGAGUUCGCACUGCGGCACGCGGCGGCCACCGCGCCGGCGAGGAGCCCCGACGACAACAGCCCGGGACGGUCGGACGGGCACCGGCGGUCGAGAUCCGACGAGAGCGUGGGGUUCGACGGCGCGCGACGGUCGUCGUCGGCCGCGCCGGUGUCGCAGUACGCGUUGGCGAGGGUGGGCAGGCUAGUGGACACGUUCCUGAUGGAGGUGGCCAAGGAUCCCCACCUGCCGGUGGAGAAACUGCUCGCGAUUGCCGAGGCCGUGCCUGACAGCGCUCGCCCGGAGCACGACGGGCUCUACAAAGUCGUCGACUCGUACCUGAAGGCGCAUCCGGAGAUGAGCAAGAGCGCAAGAAAGCGGCUGUGCCGGGUGCUCAACUGCCGGAGGCUGUCGGAGAAGGCGUGCUCGCACGCGGCGCAGAACGAGCUCCUCCCGCUCCGCGUCGUGGUGCAGGUGCUCUUCUUCGAGCACGCGCGGGCGGCGGCGCUGUCGGGCGCGCCCGUCGCCGGCGAGCUGCCGAGCAACAUCAAGGCGCUGCUGUCCAAGUCCGGGUCGGAGGAGGACGACGCCGACCGGGUGGACGAGCAGCGGCUCCGCGCCCUGGCGUCGGGCGCGUCCCCGGGGGACGACUGGAGCGUGGAGGGGCUCCGGCGCGCGGCGUCCAAGAUCGCCACGCUGCGCAUGAAGAUGGAGGAGGACGACGAGGACGACGAGGAGUUCGUGCGCAAGGCCGGGCUGUCGCGCAGCGCGUCGCUGCGGUUCAGGGCCUUCUGCGCUAUGCCGACGGGGAACCCGAAGCGGAUGCUCAGCAAGCUGUGGCCGCUGGGAAGAAGCAUCACCGCCGACCGGCAUUAGCAGCAUAGUACCACUAGCAGCCAGCCAGCCAUUAGGUUUUUGUAAUUUGCUUCUUCCGUCGCAUAUUUUUGUUGGGUUGUCUACCUUGCCCAAGGCCUAAGGUUGUUUUGUUUCUCUCUUCCUGUAGCUGCGAGUGAUCAUGCAUAAUUGUCAAAAUAAAUCAAAUAGGAACUGCACAGGUUACUUCUAUAUAUUGUAUACUAUUAUACC